AUGCAAACAGCAAAAAGAAACGGAAAAGAGGAAGGUCGCGGCGAGAGUCCGCAACGCGGCCACGCUAUGCUUAAAUUCCUCGAGUUCGUCAAGCCGUUCUGCGGCUUCGUGCCGGAGGUUUCGAAGCCGGAAAGGAAGAUUCAGUUCCGUGAGAAGAUGCUUUGGACUGCCAUCACACUCUUCGUCUUUCUUGUCUGUUGUCAAAUUCCACUUUUCGGAAUUAUGUCGACCGACUCGGCUGAUCCAUUCUAUUGGCUUCGAGUGAUCAUGGCAUCCAAUCGCGGUACCCUUAUGGAGCUCGGAAUUUCCCCAAUCGUCACUUCUGGUUUGAUCAUGCAGCUUCUCGCUGGAGCUAAAAUCAUCGAGGUCGGAGAUACGCCAAAGGAUCGCGCUCUUUUCAACGGAGCCCAGAAACUUUUCGGUAUGGUCAUCACUGUCGGACAAGCCAUCGUUUACGUGAUGUCGGGAUUGUACGGAGACCCAUAUGAGAUCGGAGCGGGAAUCUGCCUUUUGAUCGUCGUCCAACUUGUCAUCGCUGGUCUUAUCGUCCUCCUUCUUGACGAGCUUCUCCAAAAGGGCUACGGACUUGGAUCUGGAAUCUCUCUCUUCAUCGCCACCAACAUUUGCGAGACCAUUGUUUGGAAGGCCUUCUCGCCAGCGACAAUGAACACCGGUCGCGGAACUGAAUUCGAAGGUGCCGUCAUCGCGUUGUUCCACCUCCUUGCUACACGCUCGGACAAAAUUCGCGCUCUCCGUGAAGCCUUCUACCGCCAAAACCUUCCCAACUUGAUGAACUUGAUGGCCACUCUUCUCGUCUUCGCCGUUGUCAUAUACUUCCAAGGAUUCCGCGUCGAUCUUCCAAUCAAGUCCGCCCGCUAUCGUGGCCAGUACAGCAGCUAUCCAAUCAAGCUCUUCUACACCUCUAACAUUCCGAUCAUCCUCCAGUCCGCUCUCGUCUCCAACUUGUACGUCAUCUCGCAAAUGCUCGCCACUCGCUUCGGUGGAAACUUCUUGAUCAACUUGCUCGGAACCUGGUCGGACGCCUCGGGAAGCUACAGAAGCUACCCAACCGGAGGACUCUGCUACUACCUUUCGCCGCCAGACACUCUCGCCCACAUUCUUGAAGACCCACUCCAUUGCAUCAUCUACAUUGUCUUUAUGCUCGGAUCGUGCGCGUUCUUCUCAAAGACCUGGAUCGACGUGUCUGGAUCGUCCGCCAAGGAUGUCGCCAAACAAUUGAAGGAGCAGCAGAUGGUGAUGCGUGGACAUCGUGAGAAGUCCAUGAUCCAUGAGUUGAACAGAUACAUCCCAACCGCCGCCGCCUUCGGAGGACUCUGCAUCGGAGCCUUGUCAGUAACUGCCGAUUUCAUGGGAGCCAUCGGAUCAGGAACCGGAAUCUUGUUGGCCGUGACGAUCAUUUAUCAAUACUUUGAGAUUUUCGUCAAAGAGCAACAAGAGAUGGGAGGUGUUGCCGCCAUGUUCUUCUAA
Messenger RNA from Caenorhabditis bovis, 1488 nucleotides. Lineage: Eukaryota; Metazoa; Nematoda; Chromadorea; Rhabditida; Rhabditidae. The record is from the annotation of a GenBank genome assembly.